Messenger RNA from Solanum dulcamara, 1085 nucleotides. Its product is annotated as NADH dehydrogenase [ubiquinone] iron-sulfur protein 8, mitochondrial-like. Gene Ontology annotation, molecular function: 4 iron, 4 sulfur cluster binding; NADH dehydrogenase activity. The transcript is spliced from 8 exons. The record is from RefSeq and is a predicted model, not a curated record. Gene Ontology annotation, biological process: mitochondrial respiratory chain complex I assembly; mitochondrial electron transport, NADH to ubiquinone. Gene Ontology annotation, cellular component: membrane. NCBI's taxonomy places the organism in Eukaryota, Viridiplantae, Streptophyta, Magnoliopsida, Solanales, Solanaceae. Bases 57 to 746 code for a protein of 229 amino acids.
GCGGAGCAUUUCAGUUAUUGCCAAUCGUCUUGUGCUUCUCUCGAUUCUCGACUCCAAUGGCCGCUAUAUUAGCUCGCAAGUCUCUAUCUGCUCUUCGUUCUCGUCAGCUUGUUUUGGCAGGACAAGCAUGGCAAGGGACUAAUACUCCUAAUGGAACUCUGCUUGGUUCUCGAUCAUUUGCUACCAAGCAUUCGUUUUCAACCGACAAAGAUGAUGAAGAAAGAGAGCAGCUUGCAAAGGAGCUAUCAAAAGAUUGGAAUUCAGUCUUUGAGCGAAGCAUAAAUACACUCUUUUUGACUGAAAUGGUUCGAGGUCUGAUGCUGACGCUCAAGUACUUCUUUGAAAAGAAAGUGACGAUUAACUAUCCAUUUGAAAAGGGGCCUUUAAGCCCUCGUUUUCGUGGAGAACAUGCCCUUCGACGUUAUGCCACAGGAGAGGAAAGAUGCAUUGCAUGUAAACUUUGUGAAGCUAUUUGCCCUGCUCAAGCUAUCACAAUCGAGGCGGAAGAGCGAGAAGAUGGCAGUCGUCGAACAACCAGGUAUGAUAUUGAUAUGACGAAGUGCAUCUACUGCGGAUUCUGCCAAGAAGCCUGCCCUGUUGAUGCCAUUGUCGAGGGACCCAACUUUGAGUUUGCAACUGAAACUCAUGAGGAACUCCUUUACGACAAGGAGAAGCUUCUUGAGAAUGGAGAUCGAUGGGAAACUGAGAUUGCAGAGAAUCUGAGAUCUGAAAGUCUCUAUCGCUGAGUUCUUUUGUCGAAUAUAAGCGGAAAUUUCUUAUAAAGUAUCCACAAAAUAAAGAGACUUGGUGAAUGCUCUUAUUUGUACUUUCCCUUGUUUUUUGAUUGUUGAGAUGGCUCUAUUUCGUACAAAUCUGUGAAUGAAAUAGAACAGAAUCUGGAACUAGAUUUCUGUUAUGGCAAGCUGACAUAUCUGUAAAGUAAACGUCUCAAGUGCCUAUGUCUCUGCAAUUACUCCUUUCGUAUGAAUGGGGUCUUCAUGGGAAAGUUACAUGAUACUACGACUUACCUAAUUUUGAUCUGGAUGAUCCAUUUCCAGUUCUAAAAGAGAUUGAAGUUUUGUUCA